Paramuricea clavata is the source of this 1221-nucleotide messenger RNA. NCBI's taxonomy places the organism in Eukaryota, Metazoa, Cnidaria, Anthozoa, Malacalcyonacea, Plexauridae. The record is from the annotation of a GenBank genome assembly.
AUGUGGAAACAUGCAAAUGUACUACCAGUACCUAAAGAAUCUAUCUUAAACUCUCUUAAUCAACUAAGACCAAUCUCUUUAACAGAUAUUAUAAUGAGAUUAUUUGAAAGAAGUGUGUUCAAAACUGAGAUAGCACAUGUUACAAGACACGCUAUUGAUUCAGAUCAGUUUGCAUACAAGGAAGGUCACAAUUCGAUUAUGGCUCUGAUCAAGUGCCAACACACAUGGUUAAGAUGGUUAGAAGGAGAUGCAAAAUAUGUCAGAGUAUUAUCUUUUGACUUUCGCAAAGCAUUCGAUAGCGUUCCACACGAUAUUUUAUGUGAGAAGCUUAAGAAGCUCCCCAUCGACCCAUAUGUUACCAAUUGGCUGAUUAGUUUUUUGGAGGAUAGGAAACAGAGGGUAGUGGUUGAUGGAAUAGAAACUGAAUACGUGAACAUUAAUCGAGGUGUUCCCCAAGGAACAGUUCUGGGUCCUGUCCUCUUUUCGAUUAUGGUGAAUGAUAUCAAAACAGUUAACCCCAUAAACCAGUUAGUUAAGUUCGCGGAUGACAUGACAUUAGAAGUACCAGGGAAUGAAAACGGAGAUACUUCCCAAGCCGAAGUGGACAGUAUACAAACAUGGUCUGAAAAUAAUCGAAUGUCCUUAAAUAUGGAAAAGACGUAUGAAAUGAUUGUUAGGAGAAAUAUCCCUACGCUGUUGCCUGAUCCUUUUCCAUUUAUUAAACGAAGGACGUGGUUAAAGAUUUUAGGAAUCACAUUACAGGAUCUCCCUUCCAAGUGGGAUUUGCAUUUUGAUGAAAUGUUGAAAAAAGCCAGUGCAAGAAUGUACAUAAUGCGUGUCUGUAAAUACUAUGGCUUCCCAAUCAAACAACUGGACAUGCUGUUUAGCACUUUAAUUAUGCCUAUAAUCACUUACGGCAUAGAACUUUGGGGAGGCGCAUACUUCAAUAAAUACAUUAGUCAAAUAGACAAAUUCAUCAAUCGCGCUCACAGAAAUGGUUACAUAUCGGAAAAAUUGAAUAUUAAGGAGAUAAGCAUCAAAAGGGACAAGAAACUUUGGGAUAAAGUAAUACAUAAUAAAGACAAUGCACUACAGGAGCUUUUACCAGAUAAAUUAAAUAGACACCUUAGGCCAAGGGGACACGAGUUUGAACUUCCAUUAGUGAGAACAGAGCGAUUUAAAAGUUCUUUUGUAAAUCGAUGUUUGUUUAACUUUGUUUAA